Clupea harengus (Atlantic herring) is the source of this 4344-nucleotide messenger RNA. RefSeq names its product hepsin (gene hpn). Lineage: Eukaryota; Metazoa; Chordata; Actinopteri; Clupeiformes; Clupeidae. Gene Ontology annotation, molecular function: serine-type endopeptidase activity; serine-type exopeptidase activity. Gene Ontology annotation, cellular component: membrane. The record is from RefSeq and is a predicted model, not a curated record. Gene Ontology annotation, biological process: proteolysis.
AAAGUAUGUAUGAAGCCCUUACUAGUUAUCUGAUAGCUGUUGGGCUCUAUUCAAAAUUAAUUUGAGGUGUUAACGUUUUUGUCUUGUUAUUCCCGUUUUCUUAUCCAAUUAUUCCACGUCCUAAAUAGGAGGAGGUAGGAAACGUAAAAGUGUCAACAUUUUGACCCUCUAUGUGACACACGUAGCCUAGUCUACUAGCACAGUUCCACUGGUCUGCACAGGUAUUUCCUAGCAGGUGGGUUUAUAUUGACCGGAAGAAGGAGGACCAGAGAGCGACUGGGGGAAAGGGGGGGUGAGAAUUCCUACUGUUUGUAAGUUACAUGUUAACGGGAAACAGUGGAUUCGUGGAAGUUGGGAACAUAGCGUACGUGCUGUCCAUAUUCUAAGACGUUUUUCUAUAUAUUUUGGAAAUAAAUACAGCGAUAGUGUAGUGUAGAGUGGGCUACGACUUUUCGUUUUUGGACUUUAGAGCGGAAAAAAAAAACAGCACGGGAGACUCGACGAACAGGUAAUAAAGACCAUUUCAAAGGCAGCCCACGGGAGUGUGAAAAGGUAACCAGUGCCCCUGUUUUUCUCUCUUGUUUGGGAAAAGAUGGCAGAGAAGAAGAAGGGAAAUCCCGGGAUGGCCAUCUUCAGCCCCUGUCGCGUGGCUGCAGCUGUCAGUCUGACUGUGGUGCUACUAGGGGGCAUCGGAGUAGCGAUCUGGGCCCUGGUUACAUAUUUGACGCAGACAGAAAAUACAGGACUGUAUGAUGUCCAGGUGAGCUCUACAGACAAGCGCCUCCGAGUGUUUGACUCCACCCAGCGCAGGUGGAGGCACAUCUGCUCUUCCAGCGCAGACCAACUUCUGGCCUCCAUCAGCUGUGAGGAGAUGGGCUUUGUCAGGGUGGUGAAUUUCACCAGCAUCCAACGAAGCCAUGACCACGAUUUCUUCUGUGUCAAAGAGAAUGAGCUUACCUAUGGAAAAAAGAUUACAACUGCCCUUUAUCCCUGUGAGUGUGAAAGUGAAGAGAUCCUUGCUUUGACUUGCCAAGAGUGUGGUCGUCGUAGCUUGACUGAGGAGCGUAUAGUUGGAGGAGUGGAUGCGAGGCAGGGCCGCUGGCCGUGGCAGGUCAGCCUGCAGUACGAUGGCGUGCACCAGUGUGGAGGGUCCAUCAUAUCAGACCGCUGGAUAGUCAGCGCUGCUCACUGCUUCCCUGAGCGCUACCGUCAUGUGGGGAGGUGGCGGGUCCUGCUGGGCUCCAUCUACAAUAACCCGGCUCAUAAGAACGUGGUCAUCGCUGAGGUGCAGACUGUGGUCUACCACAGCAGCUACCUGCCCUUCGUCGACCCCAAUGUGGACGACAACAGCCGAGACAUCGCCGUUUUGGCCCUCACCACCCCUCUGCAAUUCACUGACUACGUCCAGCCGGUGUGCCUGCCAACCCACGGCCAGCGGCUGGCAGAGGGCCAGAUGGGGACGGUGACAGGCUGGGGCAACACUGGAUAUUAUGGAGCACUUGCCAACAUUCUACAAGAAACCAGUGUUCCCAUCAUCGGUGACGUUGUGUGUAACGCCCCAGAUUACUAUGACAACCAAAUCACCACCAGCAUGUUCUGCGCUGGAUUUGAGAAGGGUGGGAGUGAUGCCUGCCAGGGAGACAGCGGUGGGCCCUUUGUGGUGGAGGAUUGCCUGUCUAAGACCAGUCGCUACCGGCUGCUGGGCGUGGUGAGCUGGGGCACAGGCUGUGCCAUGGCCAAGAAGCCCGGUGUUUACACCAGAGUGUCCCGCUUCCUGCCAUGGGUAUCCACUGCUAUGAGGACCUAUGAGGGCACUUCUGGAGUACAUAAGAUGGCCCGAACGUGAACUGUGGAAACACCAGUCUGUCAGAUGAGACAAACUAAUAUUUUCCUUGAGUGCUCCUGAAACCACCUAGGGGAAGUAACACUAAUAGCACUUGACUCAAGGAUUCCCUAUCAGUCCUUUCUUAGGAACCUGAUCCUAACUCUGGAUUGAUGCUUGAAUGCUAAAUUGUCACAAAAAAAAGGAUCUAUGAUAAAUAUAAAUAUGUAUAUAUAUAUUUAUAUAUAUAUAAACAUAAAUAUAUAUAUGUAUUUAUAUAUAUAUCUGGCUCUGGCAUAAAAGUGAAGAAAUUAGCCCGUGUUUGUAUGAAAAGGACCAUGAUUGUGCCUUGCAAAUUAAGAGCUUGCUUUGCAUGAUGACAACAAACAUGUCAUCUCAUGUAGCAAAGACAAACUGGUGUAUUUAUAAGCAGUGUGUAUACAUAACCUCUGUUACAAUGAGUGAUAUGAACAGAAAUGGGUAUUGCCCAGCCUUAUUAAUCUCUAGUAAAACAUCAUACUCCCUUUUCAUCUCUUGGAGACAAACAAUUGUAAUUGCGCAUUAGACAGCAUUCUGUGGAAGUGUGAUCAGACACUGUUUCAAUGGGCAUAUCUGAUGUUUUUUAAACCGCUUUGUACAGACCUGAUAAAUCACUAAGUGCAAUUUUUCUUUAAAAGGAGAUACAAGUUUUGGCAAAUUUUGACAACUUUCUCAGAUUUUCCAUUUACCUUACGUGCAGUUAUUCAUCCAAGACAUGCUGUCAGUCCAAAACAUUUGGUAUCCAAAUGUUGUUUUCUCUUUGCCCUUCUGUGUUUUUUUAUUACGCUAAAGUUAGAAAAAGGUUUUCUGGCUCCAGUUCUUCUAUAUGUAUGCCAAAGUCAUCACACAUCUGCCUCAAGAGACGCUUUUAUGCCAAAUAGUGCCAUUUGUACACAAAUGAUUUCACAAAAUAUUGGUAUGCGUUACGAUAUUAAGUCUGUUCAUGUGUGUACCGACCUUCCAUACUGUACUUGUUUCAGACUGGAGCCCUGUUUUACUAUCACUUGUUAGUCAGGGCCUUAGCCUUUUAAAACUGAAACAAAAACAAAAUGCUGUUGCUAAGAGACGGACAAUUGGGCCCUAAGUAUGUCGAGGACUGCAUUGAAGGUAAGGGGAAAUUGUGUGGAAAUUUCGUUUUUGGUAAAGAUGAACCUUUUUGUGACAGUAUUUCUCAUGAACUAUUGGUUUGAGCCACAGCCAGAGUAAUUUUUCAAUACAUAGAGGUAAAAGUAAAAAAUAUAUGAAUUUUUUAUUUUGUAAUCAAUGUUUCGUUAAUGUUUUUUUUUGUUUGUUGUAAAUAUUUGUAGCUCUGUUUAAUUUAGUCUUUUUGACAUGUUGUUUAUGAUUCUUAGUGACUAUAAUAGAAAGUCUUGUCCCACUUUAUUGACAGUAGCUUCAUCUACAAUGUACUAAAGCAUAUCAUUGUAUUGGUUAAGAUGUUUUGACACAGUGUACUUCACAUGUGAGUGUUACAUGUUUCUGAACUAAAUACUGAAAACAAGUAUAUCUUGUAACAUUAGGUUAUUAUAUGAGAAGUACACUGUACUAAAUAUUUAAUUUAUAAUUAAGAACAUUGCACCUCGGUCUACUUUAUUUGAAUGCUUUGGUUUGCUUGGUUUUGUUGUAAGUAAUUGAUCAAGUGGUAGCAUUCAUCUAGCCUGGCACUGCCUUUUCACUAAUACCACUUUGUUCUUCGUGGCCGUGUGAUCAGAAAUGGCCGUACUUCAAAAGUAUAUUUAAAUCGUAUCAGCACCCUGGCACUAUCCAGUGCUGCUUAUUUCCUAAAGAUAACUCUUCUCUUUGGCUGUAUUACUGAUAGCCAAACCAGGUAAUCCGCUCUAGACACUACUCGAGCGAGGGCUGUGAGACUAUGGCUGUAUCACUGAUAGCCAAACCAGGUAAUCCACUCUAGACACUACUCGAGCGAGGGCUGCCAGACUAUACCUCAGCAGAGACUGAGCAGACAUGCAACAGAGCCAUGCCAGGCUAGCUUUCUUCUACCCUUCCAGGAUAUAAUUACAGGACAACUAUUGUAACCCUAUCACAACAACAGUGUAGUGUAAACAUUUCUCUUUCUGUAAACCACAGCCUGUAUUCUGUCUCUCUCUCUCUCUCUCUCUCUCUCUCUUUCUCGCUCUCUCUCUCUCUCUCUCUCUCUCUCCCUCUCUCUCUUUCUCUAUCUCCCAGUCUUUCAGCUGAGGCUUCAGCUUAUGGGGAAGCUGUCCCCUACUGCAGAUUUCAAUAUGACAUGAGAUUGUGAUGGUUUCACGGGUGACAUUUCCUAGUCUACACAGUUUGUUUGUGGUUUACCUUUCACGUGUUUCACUAUCUCCAUGAAAAACAUCAAAUUAAUUUGUGAAUGAAUGUAUAUUUUAAGUUUCCAGACUGAAAAAUAUGAUAUGAUCUAUUGUUGUUCAUAUCUUAAACCAGAGACAUGUACUGUGAUAUUAAACGCUGUAAAAUUAAAUAAAGUUUUAAUUUAG